Messenger RNA from Odontomachus brunneus, 1089 nucleotides. RefSeq lists its product as uncharacterized. Lineage: Eukaryota; Metazoa; Arthropoda; Insecta; Hymenoptera; Formicidae. Gene Ontology annotation, molecular function: nucleic acid binding; zinc ion binding. Bases 1 to 1089 code for a protein of 362 amino acids. The transcript has a single exon. The record is from RefSeq and is a predicted model, not a curated record.
AUGCUCGCUAAAGACAGUGCAGUCCAAUCCGAAAUGGAUUGGGCGACUGAUGGAGGUGAGGUUUGCCGGGUUUCUGACAAGACUGCUAAAAGAGCCAAAAGAAAGGCUGCUCGUGAGAAGGUGCGAGCUGAGGAGGUCUCCCAGCGGACGCCGCGACUUGCUCGGGUUCGGGGGAGCGUGGAUACUUCCUCUCAGCCGGAGGUUGGAUCGCGAGUCGUUGGCGACAGAGGGGGCCUCUCGGCUGAUGGAGCGACUAUAGAGUCCGGCUCGGCCCGUCCUCGACUUCGCACUAGAAGGAUUCCUAGAACGGCUGCGAUCAGCAUCAGAUGUUUGAGUGACGGUCUUUCAUAUGCGGAAGCGCUCAGGAGAGCUAGAGAGCAAAUCCAACUAGACGGAAUCGGCAUCGAGAGCACCCGGAUUCGUUGGGCCGCCAAUGGGUCUGUUCUGGUGGAGGUAGCUAGCACCAACCGCUCCGAGAAGGCUGAUGUGCUAGCUGCAAAAUUGAGGGAGGUCUUACAUGACGAAGCAGUUAUCACUAGACCUGUUGCUAGGGGUGAAUUAAGGAUGUGGGGCCUUGAUGACUCCGUUUACCCCGAUGAAGUGGCAUCUGUGGUGGCUGAAAAGAGGGAGUGCUUACCCACACAGAUUAAGGUUGGUUUCAUUAGAAAGAUGGCUAAUGGGCUGGGCUCUGUUUGGAUCCAGUGUCCGCUCUCUGCGGCGAUGAAAGUGGCCUCAUUGGGCAGGAUCCGCAUUGGUUGGACGAUAGCGCGAACAGAGCUUCUACAAGCAAGACCGGUGCAAUGUUUCCGGUGCUGGAGCUUCGGACAUGUGAGACACGCCUGUAAAGCCGAGGUGGAUAGAUCCCAUGCCUGCUUUCGUUGUGGGGGUGAGGGCCAUCUUGUCCGUGAUUGUGUGGCGGAACCUCGUUGUAUAGUUUGCGAGGCGGAGGGUCACGUAUCCAAACAUCGGAUGGGUACUACGGGUUAUGGAGCUGCAGCUGCCAGCAGGGGAAGGACGGGAUCUACGGCUGGGCCGAGUCGGAAGGUUUACCCUAACUUGACAUCAUGGGUCUUAGGUUUGUUCAGGUGA